Zasmidium cellare ATCC 36951 is the source of this 1881-nucleotide messenger RNA. RefSeq lists its product as uncharacterized. The transcript has 2 exons. The record is from RefSeq and is a predicted model, not a curated record. Lineage: Eukaryota; Fungi; Ascomycota; Dothideomycetes; Mycosphaerellales; Mycosphaerellaceae. The coding region runs from base 1 to 1881 and encodes 626 amino acids.
AUGAACACUCCGCGUUACCAUGCUGUCAACAAUGCGCAGCAAACACCACCAGCCCGACGACACAUUCCCUGGCUUGGCCUCGGUUCUAUUACGCUGGCAUUCGGCUGCGCCGUCACUGCACUCACCAUCGGACUGGUAUCGAAUGGACAAGUGCUGAAUGCAUGGGAAGUAGGCGGCUACGAUUUGCAGCCUUCCGUACUACUGGCCAUCACGGCGACCGUAGCUAAUGCGCUACUUGCCUAUGCCUUCGCGGAAGGUGCGUGCCUCAGUUGGUGGACUCGAGUACAAACAGGAACAACAUUACGAGGCCUACACGCAGCACUCGAGCAGGCCAGCUCCAUUCCUGGGCUAUUUGCACAUCUACCGCAUUUCAGCAGAGUCGCUAUUGCCAGUGUAGCCAUGCUGGUGCUUCUGACCGACGCUCCACUACUGCAGCGUGCCUCCACCGUGCGCACAUACCAAUCGACAACAUCGACGAACCUGACCUUCCCCGUUUCAUCCGAUCCGCUGCAAUUGGGCGCGACAGGUGUCAUCGCAGACCAUUCGGACAAAUUCGCGCCGGGCCUGUACAAUCCAGACUUCGCCCAAGUCGUGCAGCAGUACAACUCACGCCAGGACAUCAACAUUGCGAAUUCUACAUGCAAGGGAAGAUGCUCCACGGAGAUUGUCGCACCGGGAUGGGAUGUCACAUGUACAAGCGGAACACUACCCUUUCGCCUGCCAGACUACUACGAGAUGAACAACUACACGUCUUUGGCUCUCAAUAAUCAAACCGAUCAAUACCACGGUCCCGCGGACACACAGACGAUGUUUGAAACAAACAUUACCCUCAGCUGGGAUUACUGGAAUAUUAGCAAUGACUACAGCUAUUCAGGACUCUAUAGCAUGAACUUUUACAACAUCCACAAAGUGACAGCUGGCGGCAACGGCACCAUGCAUUGGACAAAUUGCACGCUGUCUGAAGCCUUAGUCCGCUACCCGGUCAGCCUAGAGAACGAUACCGUGAGUCUACAGCCGAUGGAUGAUCAAGAGAAUCGAACGGUACACCAGAUAUACCGCCAGCUUGACGACACUGGCAUGCAAAACCACCCCUCAACCCUCGGCGGCUUCUGGCUCGCCCUGACCAACCAAUACACUACCCAAGCAAACAUCACCCCUGUCGGCAGCUGGAUCCGCCUCGACAACUCCAACGCCAUCGCCAACGAAUACUUCGCCUCCAACGCCACCGUCGACUCGCUCAACUCCUACAACAUCACCUGGGCCGACCCGAUCCCAGACAUGCUCGCCACAAUCCACGAGCUCUCCCUCCGCGCCGCCAUCGCCCUGACCAACAAAUCCGCCACCACCAGCGUCGACGCCUGCGACGAAACAACCUUGGGCCACUGCUCCACGCCCACGAGCACGAGGCCGGAAAUCGGAUACCCGAACAUGACGCUCGUCAACCGCACCUUGUCGCAAACCGUCCCCGCUACGCAGUCACAAUCCCGCACCGUCUACCACACCCGCGUCGGCUGGCUCGCAGGAGGCUUCGCAGUCAUGUGCAUCGCAUGUCUAGCGCUCCUCCCCACCUACUGGGGCUGGUGGCGUCUCCACGGGCGAGUAAGCAUGAGUCCCCUCGACAUAGCCCGGGCUUUCGAUGCCCCUCUGCUGAGACAUACCGAUCAUGAGCCGAGGAGCCCGGCGUGGUUGAAGUCUGUGGGUGGGUUGAAGGUGCAGUAUAGUCCUGCUGGGGGCACGAUUCUUGCCACGGAGAGGGGGGUGAGUGCAGGGGAUGUGGAGACGAAGACGGGGGUGGAGGUUGCGGAGGGGAAUGCUAGUAGGUCUGUUUCGAGUUUUAGGGAGACGCCUGAGGGUAGAGGGCGGAGUGCGAGUCGCUUUUGA